This is a messenger RNA of Bufo bufo (common toad), 744 nucleotides long. Its product is annotated as CD2-associated protein-like. Gene Ontology annotation, molecular function: protein binding. The coding region runs from base 295 to 744 and encodes 149 amino acids. Gene Ontology annotation, biological process: regulation of actin filament polymerization. The transcript has 7 exons. Lineage: Eukaryota; Metazoa; Chordata; Amphibia; Anura; Bufonidae. The record is from RefSeq and is a predicted model, not a curated record.
GAACCUGCAGCUGCCUCUGUCGCCUCCCCUGCAUCUCCCAUCAUUUCUCCAGCCGUUAACCCCGAAGUGCCUCCUCUGUCUGUGGCACAGCCAAAGAAAGUCAUGGGAGUCGGUUUUGGAGACAUUUUCAAAGAAGGCUCUGUGAAGCUUAAAACGCGGAUACCCAACCCUGAACCCGACGUGAAAAAGCCUGAGAAGCCGUCACCUACUCCAACGCCACCGACAAAAGUAGCUCGCACUUUAAGUUCAGAGCCCUCCAGGACAGAAACAGACAGCAGACCUAAAGCCAAAUAGAUGUGUCGGGCGCUGUACAACUACGAUGCGACCAAUGAUGAUGAGCUUAGUUUUAAAGAUGGUGACAUCCUCCACCUAAUAAGUAAGGACACAGGAGAUCCGGGCUGGUGGAGAGGUGAGCUCAACGGAAAGGAAGGAGUUUUUCCUGACAACUUUGCUGCUAUAAUCCAAGAUUCUGAAAAGGAAAAGCCAAAGAAGCCCCCGCCACCUACAAAAAGCCCGGUGCCAAAGCCGGAGCUUCAUCUAGGAGAGAAGAGGUUUACUCCAACAAAACCAGAAGAGAAAGAUGAAAAGCCAUCUCUGGAACCUAAGCCUUCCAAACCAGCCGCUCCUCAGGUACCUCCCAAGAAGCCCAUACUUGUAAACAAGUCAAAUAGCCUAGUGAAGCCAGCCACCAUCCCACCCAAACGACCAGAAAAGCCAGCUUUCUCCACUCCUCCAUCCAAGUAA